GUUUACUUCUACUUGUAAUAGAAACGAGUGACCCUGGCGACCUGAAUGUGCUCAAUAAUGCUAUCAACCGCUGUUACAGCUUACACCUGUGCAGACGCCUGCAUUUUGCAAUACAAAUCCUACAAAAAAACAGGUUAUAUUCAACUUCUCAACACAAAACAAACAAAGCUAAUGAGGACGAUCUGGUGCACUUCCACUGUUGGCAUCUGAUGGAUCUCAGCAGCAAGUGAGUAUGAAACGUCCGUUCAGCCCGUCAUCUCUGCCGAACGCCGAGCUGGGCAGGAGGGGUUUCGGUGCCGGGCUGGGAGUGCAGAUGGACGGCGAGUCUUGCUGUGACACCCAGGAUGAGGGUGCAGUACUAGAUGAGCAGUCACCAGGGGGCGCCAUGUCUUCUGCACUCCACAGACCUAAAAGGGAAAGAAAGCAGCGGAGUUACACGUUGUGUGAGGUCUGCAACAUCCAACUCAACUCGGCCGCACAGGCCCAGAUCCACUACAAUGGAAAAUCCCACCAAAAGAGACUCAAGCAGAUCAGCAAUGGCAAGAUGCCAAGCAGCACAGGUACGUCGGCCCAGGGCAGCCCCCUUCUGGCUUCCCUCCCUGUCGCAGGACGACCUCUGCAACCUCAGCUUGACCUCAAACACCUCCUGCCCUUCAGACUGAAUGGAUCCUCUCCCCUCAGCCUGUUCCCUAACUUUAACACGAUGGACCCUGUCCAGAAGGCGGUGAUCAACCACACAUUUGGUGUCCCUCAGCCCCUCAAGAAGAAACAAAUUAUCUCCUGCAACAUUUGCCACCUGCGCUUUAAUUCAACGAAUCAAGCAGAAGCCCACUACAAGGGCCACAAGCAUGCCCGCAAGCUCAAAGCCAUGGAGGCCCAGAAGAACAGGCAGCGACGAGCUGGGGAGGCCUCGUCCACAGGGAGGGAGAGAGACCGAGACAGAGACCGGGAACGAGAUCGGGACCGGAGCAAGACAUCCACAUCCGAGGCGGCUCUUCCCGCACUCAUGGAAACAAGCUUAGUGGAGGGAACAAGCCUUCAGUCUGAUGUGGAACCAGUCAACCUGGAGGUGAAGCUCGAGGAGAAUCCCAGGAGCUCAGUUAUGCUGACGCCAGUAUCCGAAGUUUCCACUGUGGAGUUGGUUACCCUUUCCCCUCCUCAGAUUUCACCUUCUUCACAUCUCUCAGAGACUGGCUCAGACACCAGUGCCCCCGAAGUCCCAGAGGCCGCCGAGGCCACGGGCUCGACCACUGAGUCAGGCAGCCAUGCAGACAUGUCUAGCACAAAUGGGGAGCCACGUACAGAUGAGGACAAGGACCCCAAGAAGAGCAAGGCUCACCUUCAUUGUCCUGUCUGUAAAGUCACAGUCAACUCUGUCUCCCAACUGGAAGCACAUAACAGCGGUACGAAGCACAAAAUGAUGCUGGAAGGCCACAGCGUCCUGCCUCGACGCAGGGGGAAAGUAGUGGCAGCUCGUGGGGGCUGCAAGAGCAAGCGGCUGGGCAGCAAAGGCAGCGUUGGGGUGCCCAGCAAGAACUUUCAGUGUGAAGUGUGUGAGAUCUUUGUGAACUCUGAGACGCAGCUUAGCCAGCACAUGAACAGCAGAAGGCACAAGGAUAGGCUUGCCGGAAAACCACCCAAACCCAAAUUUACCCCCCACAGCAAGAACCAGCCAAGCUCCAGCUUAGCGAACGUGAGAUGGAGUGGCUAUGCAGGCGUGGCUGUGUCUGCCAUGAAGAAAGCAUUCAGCCAGUGCAAUCUCACCUCCCUCUCCUCUCAGACCAAACUGGCCUUGCAGAAGCAGCUGACCAAGAGCUUGACAACUGGCUUCCUGCCCAGCCCCCUCACCCCACCAACUCUGUGCACAGUGGCAACUAACCCGCUGGCUCUGCGCCACCCAGUGGGCACCACCACCACCUUCAUCCAGACCCCCUUCCUGGGCCCUGCACUGUUCCGGCCUGCCCCGGGGCCGCUGCGGGCCACACACACCCCCAUCAUCUUCUCUCCUUACUAAAGACUUGACCUACUUCCUGUUUGACCUCCACCCUUGACCCUUUACCAAACCACAGGCCCUCCUUUAGUGUGACCCACAUGACAAAGGCCACACCCAAACUAUGCAGCCCACCUGACUUACGAUGGAAAGAGUGCACAAGACCUGAUGCUCCGUAGGCCAUUCGGCCUGAGAGCUGUUCCUAUCAUGAAGGCCAAGAUCCCCCAUCAUGCCUUUUUUCUGCUCCCCUCACUAUGACCUAAGGAGGAGGACAGGCCUCCAGACAGUGACUGGUGCACAGAGGCCUCUUUUAUAGCCAUUUCAUGGGUCAACGUGGUUUGGUUUAUGAAUAUUAUUGUGUAACUUAUUAGAGAACAAAUAUAGACAAGUCUACAUGUAUGUUUAGUGUGGUUGCCACAAAAUAAGGUCCCUUUACUUGAUGCUCUUUUAAAACGUUUUUAACUUAUUGGUUCGGGGGUUUUUUGAAAGGUGAGAAUAUCAUAGUUCAUUAAAGCAGCUGAAUCAUGAGUCAUCCUUCUGUAUGGUCAGACAAGCCAGUCUCAUUAAUCAGUUUUUGACUAACGAGCUUAAAGGAUCAUCUGGGGUUGAUUUCAUACUGGAUCUGGGAGUUAUCGAACAAGUCUCAGCACAAGCACUCCUUGUCAGUGUAAAACAUUUGAAGGACAAAUGUGAGUCCUCGCUGUGGGCAGUAUAUGAAGCUGUAUGUCCGUGUAUUAUAACCCUGUUUGCACCAUUUUGCAUCUCAAACCCUCUCCAAAAAGUUUCCCCUGAGCCCUUAACUUGUAUAAUUAAAACAUUUCUUCCUCUCUUUCUUUCUGAGUCACAGCCACAGUCAGAGCCCUCCAGAUUUCCUCUCUUUUUCUGUAUCCCCAGCUUUAAGCCCUCAUUAAGGUCCAGAAAAGGUCAGCUUGUCAACUUGACUUUGUUUCAAUUUGCAAAUCUGUCUUCGGAAUAAUUUUGUCUUUCUUUAUUCGCUCCAGUGCAUCACUCAUGCAAAUGCAGCGUGCACAUUAUGUUCUCGCCAAGCUAGCAGCACGAAAAACAUUUUGCAGCUCUGGUUGUCUUACACUGCAAAACGUCAUUAUUUCUCUCCCCUCAUUACUGCUCUUUUUCUUCUCCUUCCUCCUUCACCCUGCUGUCAUCACCUCGCUGUUGCUCUUGAUUUGUUGUGGCGUUAUCUCAGCAUGAGAUGAUGAUGAUGAUGAUGAUGAGGAGCAGGGAAGCUGACACCCCCCCCCCUCCACACACACACACACACACACACACCCCCACACACACACUCCCCCCCACACCCUCACAAUCGCAUGUGCACACAAUCACACAACAAAAUCACAAAGGAUAACUUGAAGACUUGAUGGGAUUUUAGAGCUCAAUGAGGAGUUCGGGUGACGGUGGGUGGGGAGGCUGCUCAGCCGGUACUUGAUUGACAUCCUUGCAGUGUCUGCGCACAGCGUGGGAGGGAACAAAGCACAGUGCCAUGGCAACCACAAUAAAAGCACCUUAAAACUGAUUUACUUACAAAAGCAAUGAAAAUUAUGUUGAUAUUCACCGUUUUUUGCUCUAGGUGUAUGUUUUUACAAUCCCAUGUCAGUUUCAGUGAGACGUUUGCUUGGAAAAAAACAAUAACAACAAAAAAAUAAAUAAAUAAAAUAAUACAAUCAGGUGAGAAUGAUCACGUUAUGGUAAAUCCAUAACGAAGACAAGUCUCACAUUUAAAGCAAUACAUUCAGUUUAUGUUUAUGAUGUGUUAUCAGUGUCUCAAUGGCUUUAUCUAUUCUAUACCGUAUGCCGUGUAACAGUGUAUCACGUACUCCAACACAGCCGAGGGCCAACUCUGAACCGUCGGCGAAGAGCCAUUUGAAAUGUGGGUUGUCCUGACGGUGCUGCCCUUGAUGCUUGAUGCUCAUGGUCAGUCUCCACAUGUUUUCACUCCGGGCUGAGCUGUUUCCAUCUAUAGCUGCUCCAGUGUGGCGGAAAGGGGUGCUUCAGCGCCAUGUGACAUUGCUGUUUGGCUUUUUUUAGUGGAGCAGGAGAACUUUUGUGUGACUUCCACUGGGCAAAACAACGUUACGUCAGAGACAAGUGUUUUGGAUAAGUGUCACAAGUGCAACAUCAACUGUCAUAUUGCUGUUCAUGCUCUGUGUGCCCCCAACCCGCCGCAACACCCAGGAUAUCUACUAACACUCCCCCCACCCUCCCUGUGCCAAAAUGGACUGUUGGCAAGGUCUGAUAAGGACUUGGAGUGUACACAUCUUUUUGUUAACACUCAUAACAAAUCAUGUUCUCUUAAAUUUCAGUAACGGAUUAACUCCUAUGCAUUUCUCAUUGUGCAAUAUGUAUAGUUGUCUGUGAUGCAGCAGUGCCAUCUGUCGUGAAAACCCUGUAACUGCCAUCCAGUACUUGUCCCUCUACAAAACCUUCGAUCCUACGUACAUUUUCAUUUCCCCCAAGUCUUUCUGGGUAAGCGAAGCCACCGGGUCUCCCACGCCAUACAGAUGUGAUUCUCCCCAGACGCACUACUCAGUGAACCAGCCAGCCUUUAAUCUUCACUGUUUGUUUGUUUGUCUCUAUUGCUCAGUGGGAACUCUGACCUAAAGAACUGAAACUUUCUUAAAAUAAAGAAUCUAGAGGAGGCAAAUUAUAUGUAGAAAUCAUAGAGUAACUAUAGAGAUUUUAUCAGAGUUGCUAUUGUUAUCUGUAUCAUAAUGAACUGCUAUCAUAGAAGAGAGUAGAUUGUUACUGUAGGGACAGGAAAAAUGCUUUGCUUUCUUUUUAUUUUCUUUCCUUGUUUAUUUACAUGGUUUUACCAACAUGUUUUUUUUUAACUUACAAGAGAAAAUAUUUAAAACAAACCUUUUUUUCGAGUGUGCUUUUUUUUUCUUUAUGUUUUUUUGGGUUUUUUUCCUCCUUGUUGACGGUGACUGAACUAAUAAUGUAAUUCAAGGCCUUUUCAGACAAUGUCCUAAAGUCACACGAGACAGGCCUUCUCAGGGGUGACAGGUUGAGCAAAUGCUAACAUGACCAUCCAUUCAGGGUAUCCCUCCAUAGCUCUAGAGAGCAGGAAACACUGUACGCGUGGAUGGACUGCCAAAAAAAAACAAAAAAAAAAACAACAACAACUUUCAGUGCUGUACCAUAGAGAGGACAAGUGAUGGAUUUUGGAAAAUAAAGCUUUUAGAACUUGUAAAAA
This is a messenger RNA of Scatophagus argus, 5201 nucleotides long. It is a transcript of the gene znf385c, whose product is annotated as zinc finger protein 385C. The transcript is spliced from 10 exons. NCBI's taxonomy places the organism in Eukaryota, Metazoa, Chordata, Actinopteri, Scatophagidae. Gene Ontology annotation, cellular component: nucleus. Gene Ontology annotation, molecular function: zinc ion binding; nucleic acid binding. The coding region runs from base 233 to 2014 and encodes 593 amino acids. The record is from RefSeq and is a predicted model, not a curated record.